Messenger RNA from Quercus lobata, 1098 nucleotides. RefSeq names its product putative FBD-associated F-box protein At1g55030. The record is from RefSeq and is a predicted model, not a curated record. Lineage: Eukaryota; Viridiplantae; Streptophyta; Magnoliopsida; Fagales; Fagaceae. The transcript has 2 exons. The coding region runs from base 88 to 1098 and encodes 336 amino acids. Gene Ontology annotation, molecular function: protein binding.
CGUAGAGUGACUUCACAGUGUCUGUUGAAGUCGAAUAAAAAAAACAAAAAAGAGAACUCCAGCUCCAGCAGACCCUAACCUUUCUUGAUGGCUGAAUUAGCUGCUCAGUCGAACUCAAAAUGCACAGAACUAUCUUGGGACAAAGACAGGAUCAGCAAUCUACCAGACUCUCUUAUCUGCGACAUCCUUUCUUUCCUUCCAACCAAAGAGGCGGUCGCCACUAGCAUUUUGUCGAGCAGGUGGAAGCCCCUAUGGACUCUCGUCCCAAAACUCGACCUCGAUCACAACUCCAUCAGCUGCCACUCAGUGUACAGUGUUUUAGCUCAACACGCAGCACCCAUCCUCCGAAAUUUUACCGUCUCAUGGAAUUAUCCUCGCGACACUUCCCAUUUUGACGAAUGGAUCGAUAUCGCCAUAGCGCGUAAUGUCCAACAUCUCGAUCUCUAUAUUGUCUGUGGACAACUUUUUGAGUUUCCCCAUACCGCUUUUCAUUGCAAAACAUUGGUGGCUCUGGAAUUUAGUGGCAGGAUUGAGCUCGAUCCUCCUCCUUCCUUUCAACUCCCAAGCCUCAAGAUUCUGGGUCUCUACGAAAUUUAUUAUAAAUCGGACAACUCUUUAUCGAGCCUCUGCUACGGUUGCCCGAACCUCGAAGAUUUGGCAGUGGUAAACGAUUUUGUAAUCGGUCCUGUCAUUGUGAAUUUUAAAAUAAGCUUACCUUUUCUGAAACGUUUAAGUAUCGACUUCUUAUCAUUUCAACCCGGACCUCUUGAUUACAGACUUGAAAUAUACGCCCCAGUUCUGGAGUGCUUUCGAUUUUUUGGUUCUUUAUCAAACAUAGUUUUUCUUGUAAAACUAGCCCACUUAAUUGAAGCACAUUUCAAUGUUUAUGUAGUAGGUCAUGUAUUUGAGAGGUAUUAUUCAAAUAAAGUAUUCAAGGUUGUAAGAGCCCUAAAUAGGGCUAAAUUCCUUGAAUUAUUUCCUAGUGACGAAGAGCCUAUGGCAGUCUUACUAGGUGGCAAAGGAGCUAAAGUCCAUGUGUUGUUCACCUCCAAUGCCUCAAUCUCUUUGUCCAGAGUAGCCAUCUAUUUAGGAUAUUGA